AUGAAGUUUUCUUCUGGUGAAUUGUUGAGUGUCUUUGUUCUUAGCAGCUCCAUGGCCUCUUCCUCUGCCCAUGCCGGGGAGAAAAGACAGAGCUCGCCGACUGACGAAGGUGCUCCAAAGAAGAGUAAGGCGAGCGAAGCGAAUCCCUCCGUCAUCUCCCCUGUUUCUGGCGAAGAAGGCAUCAUUCCCAUCCCUUGUUCCUCCUCAGAUGCGGGCAAGUCUCCUACAGCCGAUCACCAGGGCGAGGCGAACGCCUCUGCUACAGCUCACCCCUCGCCGUCUGGUGAUCGCCCAAACUCUCCCACCAAUGUUUUACCAACUCCUCCUUCUCCAAAGAAUGUCGAUGGGGGGAAGGAAACCUCGCCCGAUCGCCCAAAGGGCCCCUCUAGCGACUCCAACUCCGAUCCAUUUUCCUUCCUUCUCUCUCAUCCAUAUCUUGAGAAGUUGAGGGAAGUUCCCAGCCAGAACCCGCAAGAUGUGGCUCAGGAAGCUGUGUCGAACCUUCUUCGCGCGGGUUGCCUGUUUGCCCAGGUAGCUUGGCAAGCUCGCCCCCUACCUGGCGCUGCUGAGCUUCGCCAGGAAGUGGAGACUCUGCGCGCCGCCAACCUUCGAUUUGAUGAAACUUGCUCCAACCUACGCCGCCAGCUAGCUUCUGAGGCGGAGAAAACGUCAAAGAUGCAAAAGAAACUUGCUGAGGCCAAACUGGCGCGGGCCGCGACGGAUGAGAAAGAAGAGCAUCUGGAAGCCAAGAUUGACGAACUCAAGCAGACCCUUGAAACUAAGGAUGCCGCCCUCGCUGCUCAAGAGAAAGAUCUUAUCAGCAAGGAAGAAGAGAUUGCCCAACUGCGUAAGGAUUUAUCGGACAGGCGCAAGGCUCUCGCCGACGCUCGUUUUGAUCUAGAGUCCAAGUGCAAACUUCUAACCGAUAACGAUGCUCAAACCAAAAUUUUGGAGGAGCUAAUGAAGAACAACGCAGCCCAGACAGCAGCUGUUGAACGCAUCCGGGGCUUCUUGAUCGCUAAGGCUCAAGUCAAACAUCUUCAUCCUGAUGUUAACCUUGACUCUUUGGGAGUUUUUAAGAAGAUUACACCUGCUGGGCUGGAAGGUGCUGAAGAUCCUCCGGGGGUUGCUGGCGUUGACCUAGGGGAUGCUGUUCAAACAGGAAUGAGAACAUAG
Messenger RNA from Lotus japonicus, 1176 nucleotides. RefSeq lists its product as uncharacterized. NCBI's taxonomy places the organism in Eukaryota, Viridiplantae, Streptophyta, Magnoliopsida, Fabales, Fabaceae. Bases 1 to 1176 code for a protein of 391 amino acids. The transcript has a single exon. The record is from RefSeq and is a predicted model, not a curated record.